Messenger RNA from Pungitius pungitius (ninespine stickleback), 7135 nucleotides. RefSeq names its product A disintegrin and metalloproteinase with thrombospondin motifs 5 (gene adamts5). Gene Ontology annotation, molecular function: zinc ion binding; metalloendopeptidase activity. Gene Ontology annotation, biological process: proteolysis; extracellular matrix organization. Lineage: Eukaryota; Metazoa; Chordata; Actinopteri; Perciformes; Gasterosteidae. The record is from RefSeq and is a predicted model, not a curated record. Bases 1283 to 4180 code for a protein of 965 amino acids. The transcript is spliced from 9 exons.
GUGACGCAGCUGACUUUACCCCCGUCUGCAUGUUACCGGUUACAAGAGUUGGCUUCCCCGACGACCCUCACAGAUGCUCCUCCUCUGCUUCAAGUCUUUUCUUUAAUGGACUAGUCUCAUCCCUGUGCGUGCGGACCAUGUGAUAAAAGCCCCAUGUAGGUAGCCAAGGCGCAGGGGGGGGGGGGGGGUGGGGGGUAAAUAACUUCUGGCCCUUCACUCUACUCUCUGUGAGAGAUCACUGCACGCUUCUCCUUGACCUUUCACUGAACAGGUUCCGGGAGCCGCUGUCCUCCGAUGACUCCGUGAGUCAGACGUGUGUCUUCAUACAGUGAUUUGUCUGGACGUGUGCGUGUUUUACCAUCUGUGAUCGCCAUAUCACGGAGCCCGAGUGCUUCAAAGCGGGCCUCCCCCUCAGAACGUGUAACGCGAGAGGUUAUUUUACUGCCAAUGCAUCAUGCAUGGCAUCAUGGCUUAAAUUAUUGAUAUGUCAAGUAACUGUUUUCAGCUGUUUUACUCCUCUAAAAGUAAGCGGGGGGGGGGGGGGGGGGGGACUGGUUUUUUUUUUUGGGAGCCUCUCAUCUCAAAUGCAAGUUUUCUUGACGGAUUAAAGAAUCAAACCUCUUUGUACUGUACCAAAAAUAACUGAUCUAUCCAGCUGAGUGAAACGCAAUCGUAGGGUCGGACUCCGCAAGUACUAGUACAAGUAUUGCUGCUACUUUGUUGACAAAACCAUCAUUUUAAUUAUUUUUAUUGUAGACCUGAAAGGAUUAACUGGAUUUUGUUUUAAUGAGAGUAUGUUUAAGUGUAACAUGCAGUAAUAGGCGAUGUCUUGAGUGACUGUUGGAGGUUUAACAUGUUCAAAGAUGAAUCCAUUAACAAACUUGAAACUGCGAAAUUAAUUUAUAGCCCAUCUGCUCUCUGUUUACAGCUGUAUUUACGUGCCUCUUUUUUUAAUAAUCCAUCAUUUUUUUCUUUUUUUAUAUGGAUAUAUAUUUAUAUUGUGGAUAAAGGAGUUUCUGUUGACUUUGUGUUCAUUUCUUGCAAAAGACAAAAGUGAGAUGCCACCUGUGCGUGUAGAUGUGUGUGUGUGUGUGUGUGUGUGUGGUCCCCUGAACAGGAUAAACCUGGUGGAGCAUAUAGCUGCAGGGGAUGUUUCUCCCUCCCUCUGCGCCAUGGUAACCGAUGCUAAGCACACACCUGGUUUCUACAAAAAGAAGAAAUGAUGGAGGGAUGGAAGAGAAUGAGAGAGGAUCCAUAGGUGUGCUUUGAGUUGGAAUGAACAAUGGCGCGGAUCUUUGGUGCUCAGGCCGAGGGUAUGCUCUGGUUUCGGCUACUGUUGCUGUGCGUCGUGGAGUUGGAGCUGGGAGCCGGGCUUUCCACUUUCCAGGGUUUCUAUCUUCCACCUGCGAACGGGUCGCUUCUCACACCUGCCCGGAGGACAGACGGGGUCCUGCGUACCAUUGACCGGAUUUACCACGGAGGAGGGAAGGUGGGCUACCUGGUGUAUCUGGAUGGGAGCAGGUUUCAGCUGGACUUGGAGAGGGACGAGUUGGUGCUGUCGCAUCAUUUCAGCCCCCAGUAUGUGCUCGCUAUGAUGGGGGACAGCCACGCGACAAUGCAGCGGGAGUGCGUGUACCGCGGUACAGUCGACUCUAACCCUGAGUCCCUGGCCGUCUUUAACCUCUGCCGCGGGGGUCUCGAGGGCUUCUUCGCUGUGGACCACGCGCGCUACACCAUCGCGCCCAUCAUCAGGGCGAAGGGACAGGAGCACGACAUGCGCGCGCUGCAGGACAAGGACGCAGAGAGCGCGCUCCACGUGUUUACGCGCGAGAGUUUUAGCUUCGAGGCCAUGCGCGAGGGGCGCGAGAGCUGCGGCACGCGCGACGGGCGCAAAGGACGCGGGGACGCGGCGGGGAGGCGCCGGGUCAGGGGUCGCGGGAAGGGGAGACGGGACGGAGAGGGGAGCGCGCGUGAGCGGACGCGGUGGAGCCGGCUUGCCAGAGCGGCUGCCCUGGAGCACGGCGCGCGGAGCAAGCGGUCGGUCUCUCGCGCCAGGCACGUGGAGCUGCUCCUGGUGGCUGACGAGACCAUGGUCCAGAAAUACGGCAAGGACUUAAACCACUACCUGCUCACACUCGCCGCCAUCGCCUCCAAGCUGUACGGCCACGCGAGCAUCGAGAACCCCAUCCGGCUGUCGGUGGUGAGAGUGGCCGUGGUCACCGAGAAGGAGAAGGGCCUGGACGUGUCCAAGAACGCGGCGGCCACGCUCAAGAGCUUCUGUAAGUGGCAGAACCAGCAGAACCAGCUGGACGACGACCACCAUCAGCACCACGACGCCGCCAUCCUCUUCACCAGGCAGGACCUCUGCGGCCACCACUCUUGCGACACCCUCGGCAUGGCCGACGUCGGCACCAUCUGCUCCCCGGAGAGGAGCUGCGCCGUCAUCGAGGACGACGGGCUGCACGCCGCGUUUACCGUGGCGCAUGAGAUAGGUCACCUGCUGGGUCUGUCGCACGACGACUCCAAGUUCUGCGAGGAGCGCUUCGGCGUGAACAGCGACAAGCGGCUCAUGUCCUCCAUCCUCACCUCCAUCGACGCCUCCAAACCCUGGAGCCGCUGCACCUCGGCCACCAUCACGGACUUCUUCGACGACGGCAACGCCGAGUGCCUGCUGGACCCUCCCCGCCAGCCCCUGCUCGGCCCCGAGGAGCUCCCGGGCCAGAGCUACGACGCCGUCCGUCAGUGCCGCCUGGCCUUUGGCCCCGAGUACACCGUCUGCCCGGGCAUGGACGUGUGCUCGCGCCUGUGGUGCGCCGUGAUCCGCCAGGGCCAGAUGGUGUGUCUGACCAAGAAGCUGCCGGCCGUGGAGGGAACGCCGUGCGGGAAGGGACGCAUCUGCCUGCAGGGGAAGUGCGUGGACAAGACCCGCAAGAAGCACUACUCGGCGUCCAACCACGGCAGCUGGAGUUCCUGGGGUCCUUGGGGUGGAUGCUCCAGGACUUGCGGAGGCGGGUUGCAGUUCGCCCAGCGCCUGUGCAACAACCCGCCGCCGCGUAACAACGGCCGCUACUGUGUGGGAAAGAGAGCCGUUUAUCGGUCCUGCAAUGUCACACCGUGUCCGACAUCAAAUAAGAGUUUCCGGCUGGAGCAAUGUGAGGUGCGCAACGGUCCCCAGACGGAUCCGAAAGGGGUGAAGACGUUUGUUGAGUGGGUGCCCAAGUACGCCGGAGUCCUCCCCAAGGACGUGUGCAAGUUGACCUGCAGAGCAAAAGGGACAGGAUACUACGUGGUGUUCUCCCAGAGGGUGGUAGACGGCACAGAGUGUCGCCCGUACAGCAGCUCGGUGUGCGUGAGGGGGAAGUGUGUACGGACCGGCUGCGACGGCAUCAUCGGCUCCAAGCUCCAGUUUGACAAGUGCGGAAUUUGUGGAGGGGACAGCACAGGAUGCAUACGCAUCGUGGGCAAUUUCACCAAGAAGAGCAAAGGCUACACUGACGUGGUGAAGAUCCCUGCAGGCUCCACCCACGUCAAGGUUCGCCAGCACAAGGCCAAGGACCAGACCCGCUACACCGCCUACCUGGCCCUCCGCCGGCCCAACAAUGAGUACCUCCUGAACGGAAAGUUCAUGAUCUCCACCUCCGAGACGAUCAUCCCGCUCAACGGUUCUGUGCUCAACUACAGCGGCUGGAGCCAGCGGGACGAGUGGCUUCACAGCAUGGGUCCCGGGGCCCUCCGGGAGGCCCUGGUGGUCCAGAUUCUAGCGACAGACUCCAAAAAGCCUCUGGAUGUCCGCUACAGCUUUUUCACGCCCAAGCGGACAGCCCCACAGCAGCCCUCCCCUCUGCUCGUCCAACACCUGAAGUCGACCCCUGGUCAGAGCACCACCAGAGUCUCUAGCACAACCACCACAACCACCACCAUAACCGGCAGGACCACCACUACAACUUCCUCCGCUCCCUCCGUCCUGGUCCCGGGGCCGCUGACAACUCCGGGUCCCUCCACCCCAGCUCCCGGGCCCCGUUGGGUGACGGGCUCCUGGAUGACGUGCUCCAGGACUUGUGACACCGGCUGGCAGAGCCGGACUGUGCAGUGCAAGGACCAGGAUGGGAAACUGUCCAAAGGCUGCACGUUAGGGGCACGGCCCUCUGCCUUCAGACACUGUCUGGUGAAGAAAUGUUGAAGCGGAAGGAGUUCAAUGUGUACAUCUGAUAAAAGGGUCUCAAGUGCUGGAUGUGGGACUCUGGACCGAUCCAUUUAAGAACCUUAAACAGAACUGUGUCUGUUGGCUGAAAACGCGUGGACCAGAUACCCAGAGACAGAUUGUCGUGGAUGUACCCGACCCGACCCCAGACGAAGAAUGUCUGGAAUCAUAGUAGCUAUGCAGAUGUUGGACUCUGUGAUAGUUGCAAGUAACGCCGUGGCGAAGCUAACGACUUAAAUUGCAUGUCAUUUCCACAUGGACAGUAGAUGAUUGUCUUUACUUCAGCCUCUGGCCCUUGGAGGCCCAGCGUGUGUUGCCCUGUAUUGGCAUGCCUGUUUUUUUUUUUUUUUUGCUUUUCUAAUCACUGUGGGAAUGUGGACUUUUUGUCUUUUGCCAUGUCAGUGUGUCCGAGACAAGAUGCCCAUCAAUGGGAAGCACCGGAAGUCCUCAUGUCUGCCUGUGAAAUCAGUAACUGCUCAGGAUGUUUAUUUCAUUGACCAAUUUGAGUGCAUCCUUGCAGCACUAUAACUAAAACAGUGGGGUCCCUAUACCUUCUGGUCUUUGUCAUCCUGUAAAUACUUUCAUGACCCAGGCCGGAAUGUGUUAUUGACAGGCAAUCGGGGCUACCCAUAUUCCCCAACUGUAAGAGUUCUGUGUCUUUAUACGACUGAUCUAUCCAACGGAAAAACUGGCAGAUCAAGAUGGGCAAAUUGACCAGUUCGUUGUCCUUACUGGUGAGCAAGAAUGAAUGGCUCAAGUUCCACAAGUCCUCCCCCCGAGGACACAAGUCACCUGCGCAGCGUUGACUUGACACUAGCAUGGUGUGAGGGGAUGGACGCAUACGCCGCCACCCCCCCCCCCCCCCCCCCGGCGACAAACUCCACAACAAUUGACAAAGGGGCGCAUUAACCUUGACACUCCUUAACUUUAUGGAGGCUAAAGAUGACUCACAGGUUCGGGGGCCAGGCCUGAUUGUUUUUUGCGUGCGGAUGUGUGUGCGUCGUUGUGUUCAUAGUGUGUGUGUGUGUGUGUGUGUGUUCAGUGCACAUUCAUCCAGGCCUGUGUUUAAAGCACACCCAACAUGUACCGUGAACAUGUGCCCUCUUGAGGCUUCCUCACUUGGUUCCGUUUGGAUCAGACUUUAUGCUGGUGCUGGAAGGAUAGCGGCCAUCUUGUUUUGUCGUGGCGCCGAAUAUCCGUUUUUUGGUCUGUUUAUCUGUUUAGUGUGACAAUGUGAGCCCCUGAUACUCGCAACGACAGCGAUGGCGAUACUAAUGCCGUCAAUAAUGUCUUUAUGCAAUUUACUUUUUUGUCUUUUCAUUUCUCAUUCUCUGUUUUACUACUUUACAUUCUGCAUUUGCAAAUUAUUGUUUUAUCUGUUUCGAACUCUGAUGGGUGGUGUUUGUCAAAUUUCAAAAAACAUUCAGAAUGUGCCACAGAGUAGAUGGUUUAAAGGGUCAGUUGACCCAAAAUACACAGAAUCGAGGAAGCCCCCAGUUGAUAAACAGCAUUCACCUUUAUAACUGCUUUCUAAAAAUGGCAUUUACCAUUUAAUGAAAAAACAAUGCUUAAUGGUAACUGGACCGUACCUGUAUUUUCUAGUCUUCCAACCACUCAAAGUGCUUUUACACUACAUAUUGUCACUCACCCAUUCACUUCAGACAAUCCACAGACUUCACCGUCAAUCAAUCACGUGUAGGUACUUCCUGCUAAAGAAAUAGCGCAGAUGCUCUGGGACCCUGGUUGUGGAAAUUGAUAUUGCAGCUGUUCUAAAGAAACUGUGUGACAAAGUAUACUUGAUUAAUUUUCUCGCUAAGAAAUAGAUCUGAAGAGUGAUACCAUGCUCAUUCCUUAGACUAGAGCCUGGAAAUAGUUAGCCUAGGUCAGCAUUAAUGCUUGUAGCCAAGGGAAAGGGUUUGUGCCCAAAAGAAUGAAAAAAAAACAGCAACUACAAUCUCCUAAUACAGCUCAAUAUAGUUUGCUUAAUCAGAGCGACAAACAGAGCGUAAUAACAACAAUUUGCCCAUUUCGUGCUAAACUAACACUCCUGGCUCUAGCUUCAUAUUGAACAGACAUAUAUGAGUGUGGUGUCAAUCUUUUCUUACUCUCAGGAAAGUUAAUCUAAAUGUAAAAUGUAUUUUUUUACCAAGUAGAAAAACAACAACAAUUUACCAGUAGGUGUAAGUGAGGAGAUUUACUUUUGUGGUUAUUUUUGGGGAACUUAGUCCUGAAUAUCCUGCACCAAAUCUCACAAUAUCAUCCUUUGAUUUGGUUAUUUAAGGACACAUUAAGAGUGUAUGCAACAUACAUUACAUAUCAAAUGUACUUAAAUACAUACCUGCCUAUAAUUGUUUACAUUACAUUUUCCUGUGUGGCAAGCCUCCCCAUCUGGCACCUGUGCUGGAAAAAAACACAACUGUAAGGAAGGUCUUCCGAAAGUACAUGACCCGGGUCAACAUACCACUCACCCUCCGUUCUCUCUUCUUGCCUCACACAUUCACAUUUAUUUACACAAUGUAGAUAUUUUUGUACAAAGAGUAGAUCUUUCAUAUACAUGUUAGUAAUUCAAGCAUAUUUACACAGAAACACACACAUACAGGCAUAGAGAAAUAACCCAUCAGUUCCAAAAGCAUUUAAUGGUUUCAGAAACCCUGACACACACACACACACACACACACACACAUACAAUCUACUCUGACUCUUCCAGUGGGGAAAGAAAACACAGCACUGAACUUGUAAUUUAUUGUGUGUACAACUGGUGUGUGUGUGAAUAAAGAAAACAAUAAGAUGAGUUUUAUUUAUUUUAGUAAUUUUGUAUCAAAUUAUUAUUUGACUUAAGAAAAUGACUCUGCAGAAUCAUUCCUUUGUGAGAAUAUAGUGUUUCUUUUCUAGUCAUCCACAUGAAUAUAUGUACAUAAAAUCUAUAUAUUUAAA